GCGUAGCGACGCGGGGCGGGGCCGAGCGGCGGCGGCCGGAAGCGCGCGCGGCGGCGGCCAAGAUGGCGGCGCGGCAGCGGCGGCGGCGCGGCGGGGCGCGGCGGGCGGCGGCGGCGGAGCCCCCGGAGGCGGCGGCGGGGCGGGUCUACGUGCCGGGCCGCGGCCCCCCGCUCGGCCCCGGCGAGGAGCUGGUCAUGGACGAGGCGGCCUACGUGCUCUACCACCGCGCCGGCACCGGCGCGCCCUGCCUCAGCUUCGCGGUGCUGCGCGACGACCUGGGCGAGGGCCGCGUGGAGCCGCCGCACUCGCUGCUGCUCUGCGCCGGGACCCAGGCCGAGACCGCCCAGGCCAACCGGCUGCUGGUGAUGAAGAUGCAGAACCUGCACGGCACCCGCCGGGGGGGGGGCGGCUCCAGCAGCAGCGACGACGAGGAGGAGGAGGAGGAGGAGGAAGACGAGGAGGCGACGCAGCCCCAGCUGCACCUCGCCAUGGUGCCCCACUACGGCGCCAUCAACCGCAUCCGGGCGACGGAGCUGGGGGGGGCGCCGGUGGCGGCGGCCUGGUCGGAGAAGGGGCAGGUGGAGGUGUUCGAGCUGCGGCGGCCGCUGGCGGCUCUCGCGCAGCCCCGGGCGGCCGCCGCCUUCGUGCGGCAGCAGCAGCCGCUGGCGCCGCUUUUCGCCUUCGCCGGGCACCUGGCCGAGGGCUUCGCCAUCGACUGGUCGCCCACCGUCCCCGGGCGGCUGCUGUCGGGCGACUGCCGGAGCCGCAUCCACCUGUGGGAGCCGCGGGAGGGGGGGGCCUGGGCCGUGGACCAGCGGCCGCUGCGGGGCCACACGGCCUCCGUCGAGGAUCUGCAGUGGUCGCCCAACGAGCCCUCGGUGUUCUGCUCGUGCUCGGCGGACGCCUCGCUGCGCGUGUGGGACGUGCGGGCGGGGCCGGGUCGCGCCUGCAUGCUGACGGCCGCCGGGGCCCACGGCGCCGACGUCAACGCGCUCAGCUGGAGCCGCCUGGACCCCUUCGUGCUCAGCGGCGGCGACGACGGCGCCCUGCGCCUCUGGGACCUCCGCCUCUUCCGGACGGGCUCCAGCGUGGCCACGUUCAAGCAGCACGCGGGCCCCAUCACCUCGGUGGAGUGGCACCCCACGGAGAGCGGGGUGCUGGCGGCGGCGGGCGCCGACGACCUGGUGACGCAGUGGGACCUGGCGGCCGAGCGGGACCCCGAGGCCGGGGACGACGGGGACGACGGGGACAACGGGGACACCGGGGACGCGGCGGCGCUGGCGGCGCUGCCCCCGCAGCUGCUCUUCGCGCACCAGGGCGAGGCGGAGCCCAAGGAGCUGCACUGGCACCCGCAGUGUCCCGGGCUGCUGCUCACCACCGCCCGCGCCGGCAUCGCCGUCUUCCGCACCGUCAGCGUCUGAGGGGGGGCCGGGGGGGGGGUCGCCCGGGGGGGCCUCGACUUGGGGGGCACCGGGGUGGGGCUGCCCCACUGCCGGGGGGAGAUUCCUCCCCCUCCCAUGGAGGCCUUCCAUGGCUGGACAUCGCUCCCACGCUGCCCACAUUAUUGGGGGGGGGUGUUUGUCUGUCUUGUGCCCCCCCCAUAAUGAGGGGGUGUCUCUCUCUUCCCUCCCCCAAGUGUGUGUGUGUGGGGUGACCCUGCCCCACACAUGGCUGCUAUGGGGUGGGGGUGGGGGUUGGAGGUGCCUCUUUUCCCUCCCCAAAUUGUUUUUCUCAGUAAAGAUUUUAUUAAAAAAACAAUGGGGUGAAA
This is a messenger RNA of Dromaius novaehollandiae (emu), 1768 nucleotides long. It is a transcript of the gene GRWD1, whose product is annotated as glutamate rich WD repeat containing 1. Gene Ontology annotation, cellular component: nucleolus. Gene Ontology annotation, molecular function: protein binding. The record is from RefSeq and is a predicted model, not a curated record. NCBI's taxonomy places the organism in Eukaryota, Metazoa, Chordata, Aves, Casuariiformes, Dromaiidae. Gene Ontology annotation, biological process: ribosome biogenesis. The coding region runs from base 63 to 1421 and encodes 452 amino acids. The transcript has 7 exons.